AUGGAUUUUGACAGGGAUAUCAUGCAUCUACUUAUUCCCAUGUUGUCACUCUCAAACGACAACCUCGGAACAGAAGCGGUGCCUCCUCGACCACUUUCCUUCGACCGAGUGAACGAAGGAAAAGCUCCCGUGUCAGACGCUCUGCCCCUCACCUUACCGUUCGAACUUAUAGGGCAGAUACUUGAAAGUCUGCCAAGGUCGUCUCUGGCAUGUCUCGCCCUUGUUUGUCGCGACUGUCGGCAAAUAGCACGCUCACGUCAAUUCGCAAGCAUCACAUUGGACUACAGCGAUCACAGUGUAGCCUUGGUUGAAAAACUCUUGGCUGAAGCCACCAUCCGCGUAGGGAGCUAUGGAGGCUCCAAGAACAUUUCUCAGUCUCUUGGGGUAUGCAUCCGGCGUAUCACGGUGGCCACUCAUCCUGUUUGGGUAGCUGCGCGCCACAACAUCGCCCUUAAAGAUAAAUUUUUGGCGCUUAGUGAGCGAACGAGAGCUAGGCGGCUAGCCAACGCAAGCAAGCAUUUCUUUGACGUCUAUCUCCCAAAGAUACAGCUCCUCCUAGGCUCAAAGAUCGUUCUCCCACACCUCGAAUCCCUGGAUUGGCGUGACAAGAUAGCCCUUCCGCGCUCGUUCUUCGAACGUCUUCCCUCCACCUCCAUCCAACAUCUUCGGCUAUUCCGUGUCAAGGUUAGCGAAGCAUUUGAGAUCAAUCUCCCCAGGCCAUCGAAGGGUUGGCCACUGCGCACUCUUUACAUGGAAGUCGUAUCUGGAUUCGACGGAGAUAAACCUAACACGUCUUUGAUGUGCGCUAGUAUACUCCGUCUCUGUGCGCCGACGCUGGAGUCUUUGACGUGGCGAACUUUCCUAAUUGAGGAUGAGCAUCAUUCUUUUGCUACUUACACAAUGGAGUCAACGCCACAGUUUCCACGCCUGAGGAGUCUAAAGCUUCAAACCGUCUUAUUCUCUGAUUACUCCAUGCUAGACGCCCUUUUGGAAGGUGAUCUUCGUGAACUGGAAGUGGACCUAGGACACGAUUCCUUAUACUCAGAGUUCUUCGAACAACGUGGUACUAUGCCUGCGUUGACGACGCUGGUCUGGGAUGGAAAGAUCAAAGCCGACCAAUCUCUCAGCUUCUUGCAAGCGAACACCCAGUUGUCGAAGCUUAGUUUCCAAUGGGAAGCCCCAGGCGUUUUCCUCGAGACUCGGCUGCUUCCUCUGCUCACGAAAUCAUUUCGACACUUGACCUCGCUAUCAUUAAAAUGGGAGGGUGACUCGAUCCCAGGUUCCGCGCUCGAAGCAAUUAGUUCAUUGGAAAUUCUUCAACAGCUCCAUCUCAGCGCUGGUCAUCAACACGGUUGGAGGUACAGUUGGUUCAUAGAUCAUGCGCUAAUGAGGAGCCGAUUAAAGAAAUUGACCUCUCUGAGGCGGAUGGCCUUCACUCGUGACAUCUAUGACAACGAGGUCGAGUGGUCUGCCCCGGAUAGAUAUUACGAAGAUAGAUUCCACAACGAUCUCGAUCUUGACGCAGACGAGGACGAAUGGGAAACCUGGCAUUGUGAAAGCAUGUUGUCCGAAGCGAGGAAGUAUACGAUGGAAAUGCCAGAUUUGGAAUGGGUUCACUUCGGACAGCUCCACAUGCGAGUUUCAAGGAAGGAUGAAUCGCAUGGUGGUGGCGCCCAUGCCUUCGCUCUAUCCAAAGAGAGAGACCAAUGGUGGACGUAUCUACGGGAGAUGUUUGGGUGGAAGGCGAUAUAG
Molecule: messenger RNA, 1752 nt
Organism: Letharia columbiana
Lineage: Eukaryota; Fungi; Ascomycota; Lecanoromycetes; Lecanorales; Parmeliaceae
Exons: 2
Coding region: 1-1752 (583 amino acids)
Molecular function (GO): protein binding
Source: RefSeq, a predicted model, not a curated record